AUGAUAACCUUAGAAAUUGUAUCUUUACGCCAUCUGUCACAAGGUGGACGCUGCUGGUCGACAGGAAAUGCUUACUAUACUCCAGAAAACCUGGCCUUUAGAAAAACAACAUGGCAGAGCACUUCACACGAUGCCACAAUUUCCGGUCCCGAGAGAGCUGUAGACGGUCUAAAAAAAGACAGAUCAUAUCUUGGUAGACAGUGCAGUGUGUCAAGUGUUCAUCAAAUAACAGCUUCGUGGUGGGUUAACCUGGGCGGAAUUCUUAGCAUAAACAACAUACUGAUCUACUACAGAACUGAUAAUAUGCCCUGGAAUGAGAACAAUAUAUACACAACACGAUUCUUGGGAUUUUCUGUCUAUAUAUCCAACACAACAGACAGAAAUGGUGGAAUAUCAUGUUUCAAUGACACAAAUUAUACUAAAUUCACCAUACCAGACCAUGUAAACAUCAGUUGUCCUACAUAUGGUCAGUACGUCAUCUAUUAUAAUGAAAGACUGCAAGGAGUAUCUUACCCUGAUGAUUAUUAUCCUUAUGCAUUUGUUGAACUUUGUGAAGUAGAAGUUUAUGGAUGCCCAAUACCUGGAUAUUAUGGAUCUGAUUGUUCUCUACCUUGUCCUGACUCAAACUGUCGAUAUUGUCACAUACAAUCUGGUGUCUGUGUGGGAUGUGAGUUCGGGUACCAGGGACAUCAAUGUGAACAACAAUGUAAUCAAAGUUUUUAUGGCGAGCUGUGUAGCGAAAAGUGUGGAAACUUUACUGAUAUUCGAACCUGUAACCAUGUCAACGGAACGUGUACCAACGGAUGUGACGUCGGAGUGUAUGGAGACAAAUGCAAAAUAGCAUGUCCUGUUGGUUGGCAUGGGCAUAACUGUUCUCAGAUGUGUAGUAACUGUGAUCAGUGUGACAGAUUAACGGGACAAUGUACAUCUCCAUGUUACCCUGGAUGGAAGGGACUCUUUUGCAGGGAUGAGUGUGACGGCGGAAGACAUGGUCAGGACUGUGAACAGAGAUGUGGAGCCUGUCUGGGAUAUAAACAAUGUCACCAUAUCAAUGGUUCAUGUCUUGAAGGGUGUGACGCUGGGUUUGAAGGAGAACUUUGUACAACUGGUUGUUCAAGUGGAAAAUUCGGCAUUAAUUGUGAAGAAGUUUGUAAUGACAAAUGCGGUGAACCUAAUAAAUGCAACGGAACGACAGGAGAAUGUGAAGGUGGAUGUCAGCCGGGAUGGGAAGGACUGCAUUGCAAAAAUGGUAACAUUUAUCAGUCUCCGUCAGUUUACCAGCACUAA
This is a messenger RNA of Saccostrea echinata, 1287 nucleotides long. Its product is annotated as multiple epidermal growth factor-like domains protein 10. The coding region runs from base 1 to 1287 and encodes 428 amino acids. Lineage: Eukaryota; Metazoa; Mollusca; Bivalvia; Ostreida; Ostreidae. The record is from RefSeq and is a predicted model, not a curated record. Gene Ontology annotation, molecular function: scavenger receptor activity. The transcript has 8 exons.